GUGGGAAAAGGCGAAAUGAGGAAGGUUCCCGUGCCGGCCAACAGGUACACCCCGUUAAAAGAGAACUGGAUGAAGAUAUUCACGCCUAUCGUGGAGCACUUGCAGCUUCAAAUCAGGUUUAACUUGAAAACGAGAAACGUUGAAAUCAAGACUUGUCAAGAGACGAAGGAUCUCAGUGCUCUAACGAAAGCAGCUGAUUUUGUGAAAGCGUUUAUACUUGGGUUUCAAGUAGAGGACGCUCUUGCCCUCAUCAGAUUAGAUGACCUUUUUCUAGAAUCCUUUGAGGUUACAGAUGUCAAACCUUUGAAAGGAGAUCAUCUGUCAAGAGCAAUAGGGAGAAUAGCAGGGAAAGGGGGAAAAACAAAAUUCACUAUAGAAAACGUAACCAGGACACGAAUCGUUCUCGCUGACGCGAAAGUUCAUAUUUUGGGAUCUUUUCAGAAUAUUAAAAUGGCACGAACAGCCAUUUGCAAUCUAAUUUUAGGAAGCCCUCCAUCAAAAGUUUACGGCAAUAUUAGGGCAGUGGCCAGCAGAGCAGCUGAAAGAUUCUGA
This is a messenger RNA of Phaethon lepturus (White-tailed tropicbird), 552 nucleotides long. It is a transcript of the gene PNO1, whose product is annotated as partner of NOB1 homolog (S. cerevisiae). Gene Ontology annotation, cellular component: nucleolus. Gene Ontology annotation, molecular function: RNA binding. NCBI's taxonomy places the organism in Eukaryota, Metazoa, Chordata, Aves, Phaethontiformes, Phaethontidae. The transcript is spliced from 6 exons. The record is from RefSeq and is a predicted model, not a curated record. The annotation marks the transcript as partial.